Candidozyma haemuli is the source of this 1029-nucleotide messenger RNA. RefSeq lists its product as uncharacterized. NCBI's taxonomy places the organism in Eukaryota, Fungi, Ascomycota, Pichiomycetes, Serinales, Metschnikowiaceae. Bases 1 to 1029 code for a protein of 342 amino acids. The record is from RefSeq and is a predicted model, not a curated record. The transcript has a single exon.
AUGAAACCGCCUCAAGGCAGCUCAGAGCGGAUCGUUUCGCUUAUGAAAAAGGCCGAGAAGGAUGUUUCAUCCAAAGUUCCAAUGGUGAUGCGCAGACUUUAUGAGCUGGACCCCAAUGAGAGUACUACUUCUAUUCUUGAAGAUUUGGUUGACAAUGGUCCUAAGCAAAAGAGUACUUUCCAGGCCCGUGAUGACGUACGGUCGAUUGCUCCAGACUCUCCAUCUACAAACGUUCUACGCUUUGAAUGUAGAAACGCAUAUAUUGGAAGAAGAGACUUCUACAAUGUCCAACCAAUCCCAAGAGAGAGACUAUAUUCAUACAAGCCACCACUCAACAAAGGUCUACGAUUUGAUCUAGUGAAGGCAAGGAAUCCACUUAAUUUGCUCUUCUCAGGUGCAUAUUAUCUAGUGUUUCCUAAUCAUCUUCAGGCGUGUCUUUACUAUAUGGAGACUAGACACAAGGUGAUGAAUGGGUUCAACAUGAAGCUUGAGUUUGUUUCUCCCAAUGAGAAACAUUUGGGUAGAAUGGGGUCGCCUUUGCUAGAACCAUCCGCCUCGCAUAAACCACACUCCUCGUUAUCAUCAACAUCUAAUCCUUCUUUCGAAAAUAUCUUCAAGACAUCGAAAGAAAAGUCCUUAAUUUUAGAAAAGUUAGAACAGUUGAAAGACGUUAAAGACGAUUCGCUCGCCGAUACACACCCAAACUAUCUUUUAUUACAGCGUUUUAUGAACAUACCUACACGUUACCAGCUGGUACUUGUGAGAAAUCUUCCGUUUGGGUUGUCCAGCCAAACCUUAUCAGACCUUCUUUGGGACUAUAAAUUUUCAGAUAUGAUAGCUCCACUGAAUUCGUGGAAACAGAUCAUAUGUGAUCCAAUAACCCAAACAAAUCUAACCUUGAUACAUUUCGGGGACGAGCAAAGUGCUAUGAGGUUUGUGAGGAAUUUCCAUGGACGUAGAUGGGACCCCGUGAACAAGGGGAGAGAAAAGCAGUUGUACCAGCCCGUACUUUGCGAAAUUCUCGAGUAA